Messenger RNA from Microsporum canis CBS 113480, 1206 nucleotides. Its product is annotated as protein kinase domain-containing protein. The coding region runs from base 1 to 1206 and encodes 401 amino acids. NCBI's taxonomy places the organism in Eukaryota, Fungi, Ascomycota, Eurotiomycetes, Onygenales, Arthrodermataceae. The transcript is spliced from 2 exons. Gene Ontology annotation, biological process: protein phosphorylation. Gene Ontology annotation, molecular function: protein kinase activity; ATP binding. The record is from RefSeq and is a predicted model, not a curated record.
AUGGCUCAGAAUCUAGAUGGUGCUGAUACCUCCGACCACGGCAAGUUCGUGGACUCGGACGACGAAGUCACGGAGUACUCUGAAUCCCCCUAUCGAUACGCCGCAGGCUCACGCCCAUACUACCCUCUUCGUAUCGGAGAGCUGCUUAACGGAAGGUAUCGCAUCGAGCAUAAACUUGGUCACGGUGGCUUCUCUACCGUCUGGAUGGCUUAUGAUCUAAAGAGCAAGACGGACGUGGCACUCAAGGUCAUGGCCGAGGGCGAUUCUGGAGAAUAUGAAUACCGCAUGCAAGGAGAGAUAAAAAAAAGCGUAAAGAAUACAUCCGGUCUCGUUCUCUAUCAGUCGAAUUUUUUCCUUCGAGGACGCGGAGUUGAUCAUCGGGUUCUUGUGUUCCCUAUGCGAGGUCCGUCCCUUGACUCUCUAGUUGGAAGGGAGAUACCCAUGGCCAGCCGCAUGUCGGCUGCCAGACAGCUGCUGGAGGCGUUAGCUAACCUACACGAAAGUGGAAUUGUACAUCGUGAUAUAAAUAAUAACAACGUCAUGUGGGGUAUUGCCCCUCUAGGCCAUCUCGACAAGGCAGCCAAAUACAAGCUCCUAGGCCGGCCCCUAAAGGUAGCCGUACCAGACGAGCCCUGGAGAGAAGGAGAGGUCGUUAAGCCGAUAGUGGUCCCUGAUGACUUACGGACAGAGUCAUUCUAUCUCGGUGACUUUGGUCUGGCAAUGAGACUUGGUGACCCUACUAUCCCGCCAGGUCGACCACCAAUUACAUAUUGUUCCCCAGACCGACUUCACGGCAAGGAUCCAAGCUACGCCUGUGAUAUAUGGAGUUAUAUGUGCGUCUUCACGGAACUCUACGUUGGAUUUGCACCUUUUCACACCUGGGCGAAGGGUGGAGUGAUAUCCACCAUGGUCCGGCUCAUGGGUCCAUUACCCGUGGAGUGGAAGGGCCAGUACUGCGACCCCAGCAAAGUUCAAGAUUCGUGGUAUGCUCAGGAGAGUACAUCUGGACCUAGGGCAAGGCCUGACAAAACCGAGAUUGAAGACUUGGUUCUACGUGGGCGGCCCAGAGCUAGUCAAAUUGAGCGACAACACGCGAUAUCCGUCUUGUCCAGGGGAUUCAACAUGUCUCCCGAACUCCGUCCGGCUGCGAAAGAGCUUCUACAAGACCCUUCGUUCAAAGCACUCAUGGAUAUACAUUGCCCAUAA